UGCACAAUUGAAAUUCUGUAGCCUUCAAUGCCUUCGAUGCUGAAAUUUUGAGUUUUGACAAUCGCCAUGGACAGCAGCUGGCCUACCCCUUUCCCGACCGACAUGUUUGGUGAGGUGGUAGAAUACAACUCUGACAGGAAGAUCUUGGGAAACGUGGUCUUCCUGGAUUCCGAAUCGUUGGGCACAGGGCAGUAUGGAGAGGUAUACAACGUUGUAAUGCCCGCUGCACAACCAAUGGUGGCCAAGGUUCUGUUUUCCUUCCGUGACGGAGCGGAGCAGGUGUGCAAGGAGCUGAGGGUCUGCUCAAAGCUGCGACACCCAAACAUAGCUGCAUGCCUGGGCGCCAUGCAAACCAGGCUGUGGCCCCUGAUAUUUUUCGAGCGUGUCGACGGUAGGACACUCAGUGCCAUGGCUCGAGCUGCAGAUGACGAAAACACCACGCUGGACGAAAGUGUACUGCAGAGCGUCUUCAGCCAGGUGUUAAAGGCGCUCCAUUAUAUGCAGACAGCAAAGGUCGUGCACGGUGACUUGCAGGAAACCAACGUUAUGGUCACUCAUGAUGGAGUAGUGAAGCUCAUUGACUUCGGGCUCGCGGAAGAGCUGACGAGCGGUAAAAAGGCGCAGGUCAUCCGCCACAGAAUGUACGCCCACCCUCCAGAGCUGAACAUGGCAGAACUUGGCGGUAUUGACUACAAGCUGGAUAUCUUCUUUGUAGGCGCGAUGCUCUACCGCGUAAAGGUACGCCGUAGACCCUACGGAGACUUCCCCAACACCAACUACCUAGCUCAAUGUCAACUAGUCCAGAGAGGUGUCAAUAAGGACGGGCAACGCUAUGACCAGAUGUCGACAGAUCUGCAGUCAUUUGUCGAUGCCCUUACAGCGUAUGAAGCCGAUGCAAGGCCGGAGGCGUCGCAAGCUUUACUGCUUCCAUGGAUCACUGGGGCCAGAGAUUAUCAGCCUCCCCAGCUGCUUUCAUAUGAGCCAGAAGCAGCGUCUCCUAAGGACAUGGACCCUGCAAUCCUAACAAGAAUGGCUAACGAAACGUGCAGCAACCGUUGGAAAACAGCAAUGGACAUUAGUCGAUCCAAGAACAGUUGGCAGUCAAUUGCCUACCAAUCCAACGUGCUUCGCCAGCCCAGGCAGCCUUCUCCUCCGUUGUCGACCUCCGUGGAGAAUUCGCGUUGCCGGCUGGUUACAUCUGAGCCAGCAGCGUCUUCUCCAAUUAUUGUAAUCGGAGGCUUGAGUAGCACUGCAACAAGGGAGGUGGAAGCAGCGAAAGAGGACACUCAUGGCCGCUGCUCAUGCUGGCGAAGGUGUCUAUUCUUCUUCUGCGUGCGAUAUUAGUGAACAGCUUUGUUGUACCUUCCCACUGACAUACUUUCCCGAAUAAUUAUUUUCUUCAA
Messenger RNA from Sycon ciliatum, 1403 nucleotides. Its product is annotated as serine/threonine-protein kinase DDB_G0283821-like. The record is from RefSeq and is a predicted model, not a curated record. Lineage: Eukaryota; Metazoa; Porifera; Calcarea; Leucosolenida; Sycettidae. Gene Ontology annotation, biological process: protein phosphorylation. The coding region runs from base 67 to 1344 and encodes 425 amino acids. Gene Ontology annotation, molecular function: ATP binding; protein kinase activity. The transcript is spliced from 4 exons.